AUGAUUAAGAAUUUAUCUAUAUUAGAAUCAUUACCAAAUGAAAUUCUUUUUGAUCUAUAUGGAUAUUUCGAUGCCCACGAACUCUAUAAAUCUUUUUAUAAUCUUAAUUCUCGUUUUAAUUAUCUUCUUAAAUCUUUAUCAAAUCUUUCGAUUCAUUUUCGUUCAUUGAAUACGCAUUUAUUUUAUCAUCCGAUGAUAUUUUUUUCACAAAUUCGUACUCUUAGUAUCUAUUCUCAAGAAAAUAUUAAUUUCCAUCAAUUUCCUAAUCUUCGUAGUCUUAUUAUAUGGUCUCCGACAGAUGAACAAAUCUUUCAAAUAAAUAAAGAAUCUUUUCCUUCUAUUGAAUACCUUUGUGUAUCAUUUUCUAUUGCAAAACCUUCGAUUUGUUCUUUAUAUCAAAAGAUUUUUUCCGAUGGUUUUCCUUCAUUAAAAUCUUGUUAUUUAUGUGGAUGUGAAUCACCCAAAAAUUCUAUUCAAUGGAGUCAAUCACCAAAUCUUCAAUAUUUACAUACUACAUCAAACAAUUCAUCUAUUCUAAAUUCUUCUCCGAAUUUAUAUUCUUUGACUUUAGAUUUAUUAAUCUUAGACGAUUUAUUAAUUAAUUUUAAACCUCAUUUUAAUCUUAAACGUUUAGAAUUAAUUAUUAAUAGUAUUAUUUGGUUACAUGAUGAAAAUAAUUUUGAAAUUCUAUUUUCAUCAUUACCAAAUAUUGAACGACUCAGUUUUCAUAAAACAUUUUCUAUAAUAAAUUCUAUUGAUAUACUUUUUAAUUAUAAUUGGUUAUCAAAUAUGAUUACUUCAUUAGAAGAUUUAUCUAAUGAAGUAUUUUUAGAAGUAUUCGAUUAUGUUAAAAUUCAUGAUUUAUCCUAUGGUUUUUUGAAUUUAAAUAAACGUUUAAAUCAAUUGAUUCGUUCACUUAAAAAUUUAUCUUUAAUUAUAAAAAAAGAAAAUACAUAUGAAAGUAUUGCAUUUUCUCAACAAAUGAUUCGUAUUGUUGUUGUUACAUUAGCUAACAUUGAAUUAAAUCCUUUUAGUAAUUUACGAUCUUUAACAUUAAAUAUGGCUAACGAAAAUCAUUUAAAACAAAUUCGAUCAGAUGUUUUACCAGAUCUUGUCUAUCUUUCAAUACCAAUCUCAUUCGAUUUUCAAUUGACAAAACAAUUAGCAUCUGAAAUAUUUUCUAAUUGUUUUACAUCUCUUCGUUAUACAGAUUUGCGUAUAGUAAAUAUGCCUGAUUUUUUAUCAUGGUCACAAUGUUCAUCUCUUCGUUCGAUUCAUUUAUUUUCUCCUAAUAUUAAUAUAAUACCUUUAAUUCUUCAAACAUGUACUCAAUUAACAUAUUUUGGAAUACGUAUUACGAAUGAACAUAGAUUAAAAAUCUUUUCAUUACCAAAUAUAUCAAAUCAUCCAUUAAAAGAAUUUAUUUUUAUACAACCUCGAAAUUCGACAUUUAUUUUUGAUAUAGAAAGUAUUUUUCCUUUAAUACCAAAUCUAAAACGAUUAGAUUUACAAUUAUAUACAACAUCAUUUAUUGAUUUAAUUGAAUUAAUUUCCAAAUCAUUUCAUAAUUUAAUUUGUUUCAAUUGUUAUAUUAUGGAAUAUCGAAAUAAAGAUGAAAUUAUUGAUAUUUAUAAAAUAAGAAAUAUUCAUUCAUCUUAUUUUAAUAUUCAAUAUAUAUUAAGAGAACAUGAUUCUUGUUUAUAUACAACACACCAGAAUUUAAUUCGAUUAGAAAAUUUACCUAAUGAAUUAUUAAUUGAUAUAUUUAAAUAUCUUGAUAUAAGACGAUUAUAUCGUAGUUUUUAUAAUCUUAAUGAUCGAAUUAAUAAUCUUCUUGAAUCUCUUAAUCAACUUUAUCUUGUUAUUUGGUCAUUAAAAGAUGAUCAUUAUGAUGAUUUAUUUGCUUCACGUGUUCAUACAUUAAUUGUACAUUUUAAUGUUAGUUAUAAUUUAUCUCGAUAUAAUAAUGUUCGUCAUUUAGUUUUAUUUCAUUCAAAACAUGAUCAAAUAUCUCAAGUAAUGAUUAAUGGUAGUCAUUUAGAAACUAUGUCACUUAUUUCACCCAGAUGUUUUUAUACAACAUUUGGUUUUCAUGAAAUGAUUUUUUCAAAUAAAUUUCCUUAUUUAAAAUCAUGUCAUUUAACAAAUGUAUAUUCACCAUCAUUUCAACUACGGCAAUUAUCAUGGAGUCAAUCACCAUUUCUUCGUUCUCUACAUAUAUCAUCACAUGAUUCACUUAUUCAUGUAGCAAUUUUAAAUGCAUGUCCAAAUUUACAUUCUCUUCAUCUAUCACUAUUUCAAUUAGAUCAUACACCAUUUGAUGUUAAACCACAUAAAAAUCUUAAGAAGAUGAAAUUUAUUCUAAAUAAUUUAAUAUGGCCAUUGGAUAAUACAAUUUUUGAAACAUUUUUCUAUUCAAUGCCAUAUUUAGAACGAUUAAUUAUCCAACGAUCUGCUACUAUUCCAGAAAUGCUUAGUGAUCUUCUUCAAUUUGAUUGGCUUUCCAAAGUUAUUACUCAACAUUUAUCAUAUCUCAAACAAUUUGUAUUUUAUCUCCAUUUUAUAAAUUCUAAUAAAAUGGAUCAAUCUGAAUUCAACAAAGUUAUUUGUCAGAUACAAACAAAUUUUGUAAAUAAUUUUCAUAAUUAUAGACAUUAUCGUCUUAAAAUCAGUAAAAUCUAA
Messenger RNA from Adineta steineri, 2682 nucleotides. The record is from the annotation of a GenBank genome assembly. Lineage: Eukaryota; Metazoa; Rotifera; Eurotatoria; Adinetida; Adinetidae.